AUGUUCAAGCAAGCGGCCAAGACGAGGGCGUCACCGCCGCCGCCCUCCACGGUCAUGGCGGCACCAGACGCCGGCCUGCAGGACUGCCUGGCCCUGCUGAGGGGGCCGUCGGACGAAAGAAGAUUCGUUGGAUUGUUGUUGGCCACAAAGCUGCUUCCUGCUGGAGGGGAGGAUGCUGCCGUUGCCAUCUGGCAGUCCAUCGGGCCAAGGUUCCUGAGGAGAAUGCUCCUUCCAGUAGGAGGUCCCGCUGCCUGUGGCCCUGAACCUGCGGGCAGCACCCUGGAAAUGCAGUUCAUGACUGUCAGCUUGGCUAUGGCGGUGUUGAGCAGCAUUUGUCAAGUUGACAGGGUUGCCCAGUCACCAGAACUGCUGGAGUUUGUUCCAAGCUUUGUUCAGGUGUGGAAGAUGAAGCAGCGAUUGAAGAAAUGGGCUGCACAAGGGACAUCAGAUGGCAUGGAAGGUAAUGGUGUACAGCAUGUACUGAUGGAUUCCCUGAGGUGCCUAUCAUUGGUGGCAUCGCGGGGUGAAGCUGGGCGGAGAAAAUGCAUGGAAUCGGGAACUCUUGGGAUUGUUGUCAGCAUUUUGAAGGAUGAUGAGUGCCCAAGGCCUCAACAGCUCGCUUGCGUGAAGAUCGCGCAGGCGCUCCUCACAGAGCGACCAGAUGCCAGGAUGGAGGUUAUGCAGGGUUGCAGUGAGGAGUUAGCAGCCCUUGUCCCUCUCCUUGCUGGACUUCUUGCUGGUCACACAACAGCAGCUGUCUCCAGCACAGAACAUGGCGGGCCCAAGGAAGAAGAUCCUGCCGUGGUGCAGUUGGAAGUGCUGCAUUUUAUGCUGCUCAUUCUGCCAGUGCCUCUACCCCAGGCUGAGAGUCUGCAUGCGGCUCUGAGACGACACGGAGAAGAAAACUUGGAGGGCUGGCCUUCACUGGUUCGCACUGGCCUUCAUGCAAUCUUGAGGACCAAAACAAGCCCAGUGCAGCAGCACUCGGCACUCCAGCUGGCGGCUGCCAUGAUUGAUCUUUUGGGCGCCCGCUGGUUGCUUGAACUGUGUGUGCCCACAAAGACAGUGGACCCUGGAGGCCAGUUUGUGCAGGUGUUAGCACAGGUUGUGAGAAGGGAAACUGUCCUUUUGCUCAUGGAUGCCAAGGCCCCGCAACAGGCGGUGCCUUCUGAGAGUGCACGGUCUUCAUGUGCAGCAGAACCCAAGGACACAGACAACACCUGCGAUGCCAGUACCUCAUCCUUGCCUUAUUCCGCCCAAGCAGAACCUGACGUUGACCAUUUUCAUCCAUGGUUGGGGCCUUCGAAUGAUAUGAGCUCAUCAGAGAGUGAAGAUGGACAUGAGUCCACAGGACGUCCACUGAUGAGCACAUCAAAUGGCCGCUCCCAACUUGCAACAAUGUCAGCUGGCACAAGAGUAUCUCACAUGCUCCCCAUCUGCUUCCUCGUGCUUGAAGCAUUGGUGGAUGUUCUUUCAGAAGGGACAGAAUCCACAGAUGUGGUGGUUGACAUGGAAUCAUAUGCUCAGUGUGCUUUGUUGAGUGAGGACUUGGCCAGCAAAACAUUUGAAACUGUGUGUGAUUGUUUUGGGGAGAUUCUGGAGGCUCUGAUAGAGCUUACAGGCAAUGCGAACUGGUUCAAGGACAAUGUUGGUGGCCUAGAUAGAAACAUGUUUGUGUUGGCUUGUGUUCGUGCACUGGGGUCCUUUCUUGCAGCAUCGCCACUUGCGCAUGAGAAGGCUCUGAAGGAGCUGCUGCCAAUUUUGAUGGAUAUGCGAAGCAAGACAGGAUGGGAAGAUGUUGGAGUGCAGUUUUUGAUUCCUGCAUUCCUGCAGCUAACAGAUCCUAGGAGAGGGGAAGAUGCAAAAGGCUGGGUGGCCAUGAUUGCGGAGCCUGCAGUCCUCACCCUUUUUGUGAACCACACCUAUGAGAUUGUCACGUCGAUUACAAAUGCCAUGCAGGAGAGCCCCUACCGACAGUGGCAGAUUGUGUCACUCGCAGAACAUUUCGCCAUUCUGGAGAUGCAGAAUGUGGAUGCGGCAGUCCAUGCGUUGUGGCUUUUGUGUAACGUUUGCAAUCAAGUAAGUCCCUCCACAACCAAGGAAAUUGAACGCCUGAGGUCAGGGAAUAUGGGGAGCAGAAGCAUAUGGUCAAGCCUCUGGACAGCUCUGCUGCAAUUGGCACAUUUUCCACCCAACUACUGUCCAAGCCCUGCCGAUGCCAUGCACAAGCCCACCGUUCUUCCACCUCAGCUGUCCGUGUCAUUGCUUGUGGCAUGUGCUUGUUUAUUGUCUUCAAUGCUUCGUUAUCUCUGUUGGCCGGGAGAGGACAUGGAGGGCACUCUAUCUGGCGAGUUUGGGAGCGCAUGGUAUCUGGUGCUGGAGGGCCUGCAGGCUGGAGCUUCAGAUUUCCUUGGGUGUGAGGACACUGGGGACUCUACGUCCGAGGAUAUGGUUGCAUGGCGAUGGGCUACAGAGAACGCUACCUUCUUGGUGCGGCAUAAUUCUGCCAUGUUGAAGACAGCAAAAGGGGUAAAAUGGAUUCAAGAUAUGGCCUUCAGCAGAGGGAAGGCCAUGUGCAAGCUCAAGGGUGAUGAUGGGGGUCUGCUGGCUGGGUUCUUCGGCACCAUCCGUGCUGGAUGA
Molecule: messenger RNA, 2640 nt
Organism: Ostreobium quekettii
Lineage: Eukaryota; Viridiplantae; Chlorophyta; Ulvophyceae; Bryopsidales; Ostreobiaceae
Source: the annotation of a GenBank genome assembly